AAAUUAAUGAUCAUGAGCUCGUAUUUGAUGGACUCUAACUACAUUGAUCCGAAAUUUCCUCCAUGCGAGGAAUAUUCGCAAAAUAGCUACAUCCCAGACCACAGCUCUGAAUAUUACAGCCGCACGAGGGACACUGGCUACCAGCAUCAUCACCAGGAGUUGUAUCCUCCGCGAGGGAGCUACCAGGAGCGCCAGUUUAACUGUGCAAGCAUCCCCGAACCCGAAGCCCAAAGGGGGCAUGGGAUACCACAUUCAGGGCACCUGCUUGGUGGGAAAGUGCAACCAGCUCAACGUGAACCCCCAAAUUUACCCACCUCCCCUUCUACCCCAUCGGCUAUGCCUUCCACCUGCAGCCAAGCCGCAUCGGAGCAUCCUAGCGUCACAGUUUCUACAAAGCAACCCAUAGUUUACCCAUGGAUGAAGAAAAUCCACAUCAGUACCGUGAACGCCAGUUACAAUGGAGCAGAACCCAAACGGUCGAGGACUGCUUACACUCGCCAGCAGGUCUUAGAAUUGGAGAAGGAAUUCCACUAUAAUCGCUACCUAACUCGGCGAAGACGCAUCGAGAUUGCUCACUCCUUGCUUCUGUCUGAACGGCAGAUCAAAAUCUGGUUUCAGAAUCGCAGGAUGAAAUGGAAAAAAGAUCACAGGCUGCCAAACACUAAAGUGAGAACCACAGCUUCCACAAGCGCAUCCUCCGGGUCCAAAGCAACACCGGCAGGCAGCGCUGUGGUGGCUACUGUGGCUUCUAGCAUGGUGGAAGUCUCCGAGGAAUUGUCCAGAGUGUCCGGAGUAGAACGAAACAACGAUGUAACAAGGUUAUAAAACAGAAAUUCAUGAU
Molecule: messenger RNA, 841 nt
Organism: Scleropages formosus (Asian bonytongue)
Lineage: Eukaryota; Metazoa; Chordata; Actinopteri; Osteoglossiformes; Osteoglossidae
Product: homeobox protein Hox-C4a-like
Exons: 2
Coding region: 7-825 (272 amino acids)
Biological process (GO): positive regulation of transcription by RNA polymerase II; embryonic skeletal system morphogenesis; anterior/posterior pattern specification
Cellular component (GO): nucleoplasm; nucleus
Molecular function (GO): DNA-binding transcription factor activity, RNA polymerase II-specific; RNA polymerase II cis-regulatory region sequence-specific DNA binding
Source: RefSeq, a predicted model, not a curated record